Molecule: messenger RNA, 605 nt
Organism: Laetiporus sulphureus 93-53
Lineage: Eukaryota; Fungi; Basidiomycota; Agaricomycetes; Polyporales; Laetiporaceae
Exons: 1
Coding region: 284-472 (62 amino acids)
Source: RefSeq, a predicted model, not a curated record
CGUGAGCACGCGCCAUGACUUUGGACGAAACAUGCUAAGACAGAAUGAGUCAGUGUUUCAUCUACAACAUACCUUUACUCCGCUCGUGCGUUUAUCCAAAAGCCUAGCGUAUAUCCAGAAGCAAACAAAAUGUUGAUCCGCGAACAGCGGUGCGUUCCAUGAAAGGUCAUAAACCGCUGUAUGUCAUCACCUGAAAAGGAAAUCGACAACCAUUCGGAGGUACCUCCAUCGGCAUAGCCCCCCUGCCAAUCCGUGCCACCAAGGCAAUCCGUGCCACCAAGGAAUGCUGAGAGACUGCGUGCAGUGCGGAGGAUCAGCCAAGCAACCGCUGGCGGAGUCCACUUAUCUUUCUGCGAACCUGAUCAAUAGUCAGCUGGCUAUUUCGUGCCGACAGAGACGUUCAAGAACCAACACAUUGUGGCAGUUUAACUCACUGUUCAUUGAAUGCCCUGUAGACAGAAUCAAAGUCUAGGUACCGUCUCUGUUGCGUUCUCAUCUGGUCCCUAAAAGGACAAGGUCAGGACGUACACGUCAAUCCUGUCAGUCCGCGAUGUCGGGCGCGUCGUAUUUGAUACUGUACCUAGCCGCAACUCACGCGGCUUAGU